AUGCAGGUGAGUUCGAAUGUUAAUGAAGGUUCCACUACUGCAGCAACCGAGUAUGCAGAAAAUGAGCCUUUUUUAAACAACGAGAAUACACAUCCACCGCCAGUAGUGCAAGAUCAAGAAGAAGAAGAAGAUGAAGUUGACGAGUUUAGUUUUGUAUGCAUAAAUCCUGCAGGCUCGCUGAUAUCCGCUGAAGAUAUAUUCCAAAACGGGCAGAUCAAGCCCAUUUUCCCUUUAUUCAACCGAGAUGAUAAUCUUCUGUUUGUUGAUGAUGAUACAAUCAAAGCAGCAGCAGGAGCAGGAGGGGGAGGAGGUCGGUUAAUGUUCGUAGAAGAUCGCAACGAAGCGGAGGGACCGACCUGCUUGUGGACAGGGGGUAGUAAACCCUUGUCAGAUCAACAGAUGUGCAAGAAGAGCAACUCCACAGGGUUCUCAAAGCUAAGGAGGCUUCGAGAAUUUGUUCUUCGAAGUAAUAGUGAUGGAAAGGAUGCCUUCGUCUUUCUCAAUCAUAAAGAGUGUACUUCUUCUUCUAAUCCUCCUUCAACAGCAGCAGCAGCAGCGACUACUUCCGAAAAGAUUGCUAAUGAGAAGAAGAUGAAGAAGAAGGAUGUGGUGGUGGUGAAGAGAAAAGAGCAAAGUAGUAAAAGGGUGUCGUCGUCAUCCUCAGCUCACGAACAGCAUUAUCUAAGGAAUAGAGCAAUCAAGGAUGGGGAUAAACAAAAAUCAUAUUUGCCAUAUAGGCAGGAUAUCUUUGGUUUUUUCACUAGCGUCAACGAUCUCAGCAGGAACAUUCAUCCCUUUUAG
Dovyalis caffra is the source of this 801-nucleotide messenger RNA. NCBI's taxonomy places the organism in Eukaryota, Viridiplantae, Streptophyta, Magnoliopsida, Malpighiales, Salicaceae. The record is from the annotation of a GenBank genome assembly.